This is a messenger RNA of Pectinophora gossypiella (pink bollworm), 1341 nucleotides long. RefSeq lists its product as uncharacterized. The record is from RefSeq and is a predicted model, not a curated record. Lineage: Eukaryota; Metazoa; Arthropoda; Insecta; Lepidoptera; Gelechiidae. The transcript is spliced from 2 exons. The coding region runs from base 11 to 1147 and encodes 378 amino acids.
GUCGUCAGCGAUGCGCGCGCUCGCUGCGGUCGUCACGCUCGCGGCGUGCUCGAGCCUGCACGCGCUCGAUGCCCCGCCGCCCGCGCAGCCCCGCGACCGCGUCACCCGCGUGCUACUCUCCACACUCGGGAUCCCCGACACCAGCCCCGUUCACCGCCUCCUCGACUGCGGACAAUCCUUAGGCCUCUCGAAAUGCGUUAACGCUCUCAGUGUCUGGCGCGCGGAAAACGCCAUCGAACUCCUAGAAACAGGACGAGCGGCCCAGUUUGACUUGCGGGAAGACGUCAAGCGGUUCCCUUGGCGGCUGUACAGCAAUGUCUCCGACGAGCAGCUGUCCUCCCAGCUGACUGACAGCACGGAACAGCUGCUGCGCUAUCGGUCGCUCUCCCUCGCAAUACCCGGAUACUCACUCGAACUGGAAUCUAAAGGAAACGGGACCAUAAAUGUCGAUAUUUUGAAAAGCGACAGUCCGGGCUCUGAGCGGAGUAUGAAGAAAAUUCAAAAAGACUUCUACAAUAUAUUGCCGAUACUGAUAAUUCCUGGACUGAUAAUGUCGGCUGUCUUGCCUUUUGUGUUGCCAAUGUUGAAAAUGAUGACCGUCGCGGUGGGGAUGCUCAACAACAUGGCACUAUCAGGCGCUGUGUUCACGCUGCUCAGAAAUAACGCCUUUAGCGAUCAUUAUGAGAAGAAAGUUAUUUAUGUAAAUGAGGGCUAUAAGAACGAGAAGUUUUCGCCAGUUUAUUACAAGGAUAUACCUUUGGACAUCGGUCAUUUAGAUGGCAUUGAGAUUGACUACAGUAGUAGUAAUAUGCAGCCUGUAGCUGUGCCCUUAAACGGAGGUGGUCACAGCAACUUAGGCGGCCACAGCAACCUAGGCAACUUAGGUGGCAGCAACUUAGGUGGUAGCAACUUAGGCAGCAACUUAGGCAACAACCUAGGUAACAAUCUAGGUAAUAAUAACCUGGGUGGUAAUCUGGGCGGUAACCUGGGUGGUAACCUAGGUAGUAACUUACAUGACCUGGACUUAUUGCCUAUGCAGGACUAUAACGAUAACGACUGGAUCAAUCAGUACUAUGGAAACGCAGAUUCAGGUGGUCAAAAGAUAAAACGAAACAGUAAAGAUAAAACCAGACGAUAUCGCCAAUAAAGGUCGUUGCGGUAUCGUUGAAUCCAGUAAGCAGUAUUCUUGCCCAAAUUGAUUUAGAAAUAAGUAUCACUAGUCUAUGAUGUAUAGCUCUCUCGUAUAUGUGACAUCUAUUAAUUUAAUAUAAUUUAUUGUUAAUUAAUAAAAUAAUUGUAAAUAAUUAUUAAGGUUUGUCAAUAAAUUAUUUAUUAAAUGUU